UGCUGAGCCCCGCGUAAACCUAAACCACACUGUGGGCAGCAAACAAAUGGGCCGCGGGCUGCGUGUUGAGUAGCCCUGAAUUAGAUGAUUCUGUGAUGUAGCAACAGUAACUCUUGAGAUCUGUUUUUGGCGAGGGUGGGAGCUAAUUUAAAUGCCAUUAUUUUGUAUAGAUAGUUGGGAUUAUGUUUUCCACUGUGCCUUUGUCAACAGUGAAUUUCAUUAGCCAUUUUGUUGUCCAUUUACCCAGUUUUGUGAGAUCCCUUUGUCACUAUUAAUAGCCUGCCUUGAAUUUAACUAUCUUGAAUAAUUUUGUGUCAUCUGUAAACUAUGCCAUCUUACAGUUUGCCUCUUUUUUCCAAAUCACUUACAACGGUUAACUGGUACCCAGGAAGCAGCCUCUUGUCCAUGGCCUGCCACGUGCAGAGAGCUACUCUAGCCUCACUGGGCCUCUAUACAGGGCUAACCAAGAAGCAGCAGCAGCUCUUCUGGUCCCGUGCAGGGCUAUCAGCUCUUCCGGCCUCAUGCGGCCACACAGGGCUGGAAGCAGCCAAGCUGGAGCAGCCCCUACCCAUGCAGCAUACGGAGAGGCGCUAGCGAUUCCUGCCCGCCUGUGGCCAGCAAGGGGAGCCACUCUGGCCGGGUUCGAGUGCCUCUUCUCUACCCACCCCUGUUUAAUCAGAUUUUACAUCCCUGCUCCAUACUUAAAAUUGCUAAUUUAUUCUAUUCUCUGUUUCAUGUCAUUUAACCAGUUACUGAUCCAUGAGAGGACUUUCCCUCUUAUUCCAUUUUGCUUAAGAGUCUUUGGUGAAGGACUUUGUCAAGUCCAAGUGGACUAAAUCCACCAAAUCACCCUUGCCCACAUGUUUAUUGAUUCCUUUCAAAAAAUUCUAAUAGAUUCGUGAGGUAUGAUUUCUCCAUACAAAUGUCACAUUGACUCUUCCCAAACAAAUCCUGUUCAUCUAUGUCAGAAGGCAUGUAGGCUUAGAAAGGGCAGUUUUUAUGUGGGUGGGGAAAAGGAAGAGGGAAGCGAAGUAAAUGUAUCGUUGCACUUUUAAGAGGGUGCAGAAGAUCACAGUGCUGCAGAGAUGCACCGGGUGGAAAAGGAGAUUUGCAUGGAUAGGAUACCUUUGCAUGUGGAUUUUGAGAGGAUGGAAAGAGGGAAAAUACCUUUUAUGAAGUUAUUCAUUUUUUCUUAAAUGUCUUGUGCAAUCUUUGUAGUUUCUUUCACUGGUGUGCAGAAAGAAUUUAUUAGCGUUAAUUUAUACAAUUUACAUACACUUACCUAAUAAGUAGGGAAAAGAGAUUUGUUGAAGAAUUACUGUUAGAUACACAACAUAACUAUUAUAAUGUAACAGUUAUAAGAGGAGUUUCUCAGAAGUGAUUAGGUAUCACAGGAGUGAUUCUUUGCUGGUGAAAUUUUGUAGUAUGAGUUUCAGACUACCUGUGAGAUAGUGAAAUGUUAAAAUUGUUUUGUUUUGAAGUGUGUGGAUGCAUGCACACAGUUCAAACAGUAUGUAUUUAAAAGAGCAAACUUGACACUGAAUUAGUCUUCUGUGAUUAGAGUCUGAGGAAAUUUUGAGUUGGAAACUGAAAUAUUACUAAGGUUGUCAUCUGCAGCAUGUCAUGGUGGAAGAUGUCACAAUGUGUGCUUAAUCUCUGAAUGUCAUAAUCCUCAUCACGUGUAUGCAGAGUCGUGUCUCAUGUAAUUAUUAUAUGGGAAGGUAGAAGGUAGUGAAUUUGACUAAACGGUCUUUCAACUCUGUGAAUAUAUCAUACAGGAAGCUCAAACAACAUGAAGACCUUGGAUCUCUUUUCAAGAACAAUACAGUGGCUAUGACUACUCUCAGCAAAGUGGAUUUGUCCCUCCAGAGAUGAUGCAGCAACCGCAGCCUUACACAGGGCAGAUUUACCAGCCAACACAAACAUACACUCCAACUACAGCACAGUCAUUUUAUGGAAGCACUUUUGAGGAUGAGCCACCUUUAUUAGAAGAAUUAGGGAUCAAUUUCGACCACAUCUGGCAGAAGACAUUAACAGUACUACACCCAUUAAAAGUAGCAGAUGGCAGCAUCAUGAAUGAGACUGAUUUGGCAGGACCAAUGGUCUUCUGUCUUGCCUUUGGAGCCACGUUAUUGCUGGCAGGUAAAAUUCAGUUUGGGUAUGUGUAUGGAAUUAGUGCGAUUGGAUGUUUAGGAAUGUUUUGCCUGCUCUGGUUUGGCUGUGUUGCUAGUGUCCUGGGAUACUGUCUUCUUCCUAUGAUCCUGCUUUCCGGUUUUGCUGUUGUAUUUUCUUUGCAGGGGAUGAUGGGAAUUAUUCUUACUGCUGGAAUUAUUGGAUGGUGCAGUUUUUCUGCUUCCAAAAUCUUCAUUUCUGCCUUAGCAAUGGAAGGACAACAGCUUCUAGUAGCAUAUCCCUGUGCAUUGUUAUAUGGAGUCUUUGCUCUGAUUUCUGUAUUUUGAACUGACUGUUCUGAUUAUUGGACUUCAGUGGGCCAAAUGGGAAAAAAUCAACUUCGAACACUUAAUUGGACCAGCAAACAGCGACAUUGCUGCUAUCAUGCAAACUUAACUCUUGAAUUGUCUGAUGGAGCAACGGAAACAAACAUGUCUCAUUCACUUGUAUAGGACACUUGAAUACUAUUUGAAUUGACCUACAGUGUCUAUAGCUUUAAGUUUCUGUGCUUAUACAGUUAAAAUGUAAUGUUUCUUUACCAUUUCUACAGCCUUUAGAAAAGUAACUUUGGGGUUUGGGGCGGGGGAGGGUUAGAGGCAAGAUAAAGAGGGGUUGUAGUUAUAUUGGUAGAUUUUUAUCAGCAAAAGUAAAUGAAACUAAAGACAUUGCAGUCUUUAUUGAAAACAAAAAAGUCUUUGGCAAACCAAGUUCCUGUCACCUGUAUUGAAAAGAGUUUCUCAAGCAAAUUGAAAAUUGCAUAUUUUCUGUAUUUUAACAAAUACUUUGAGCUGUUAUUUAUAGAAGGUGUUGGUAUUUCAGAAUUCAAUAUGCAAUUUAAAUUGUUUAAUUUGAAAACAAAUCCUUUAGUCAAAAGUAUACCAAUAAAUUUCAGACUUGAAAUGUGAAUGUGUUGAGAUGUUUAUCAAGAUUGACUUUCAGGAGCAUGUUCUAAUAAUGCAUAUAUUAAUGAAUGACUCAAGAGUAGACUUUUUUUUAAAGUAUUUACUUCCAGGAAAAGCCUCCCACCAUUUUGAAAAAUAUAAUAAAGUGCCAUGGUUGUCAGUAUUGCAGUUACAGUAAAGGUUAUGUGAUGCACUUUGAUUACAUUUUCCCCUAAAUAAUUUUGAAUGGUGCUGGAGGUGACUUUAACCCUCUUUCUGCUGUAUUGUUUAGAAUGACCAUAAGGACUAGAGAAUUUCAGCUAGUAAAAUGAAAUUGGAACAUUCACAUCGGAAUAAACCACAGCACUUAUAUAAAACAGCAA
This is a messenger RNA of Pelodiscus sinensis (Chinese soft-shelled turtle), 3436 nucleotides long. NCBI's taxonomy places the organism in Eukaryota, Metazoa, Chordata, Testudines, Trionychidae. The record is from RefSeq and is a predicted model, not a curated record.